CAUACUUAAACUCGGCUCCAUGUUUGAGAGCAGCCACCGAGAUGCCAGAGAGGAGAAGUAGAAUCAGCACAGCGUGUGUAGCAUGCCGUGCGAGGAAGCAUCGAUGUAGUGGAGGGAAGCCUCGAUGUGAUCAGUGCAAUUCAAAUGACCUCCCAUGCGAAUGGCCCACGCAACAAAAGCGGGGCCCACCGAAACAAUACAUCCAUAAUCUAGAAGCGCGUCUAAUGCAAACUGAGAACGUUCUUCUUGCACUACUCUCCGAGAUCUCUAUCGAACAACUCGAGGCAAGCUUUCAGCAAACACCACUGUCAGGCACUCAUAACCCAGGGCUUUCAGAACAUCAAACAGAGCUCAACCCUGUAAGCCUAUCAAUGUCUCGGAAGGAGGCAUCAACUUGGACCCAUUUCCCUUUAGAUUCUCCGGAAAAUGUUCGACGUUGGUGGCAACACAAAGCGUCUCUAAUCUCAAGAUCGUUGGCCACAAGCAGUGUUGGAGACAAAAGCCCGAUGCUUGUUGAAGGAAACUCACCGGAUAUGAUACCAUCUACCGGACUAUAUCUGAUUCCCGAGGCUGAAACCGAUAUUGGACCAACAGUCCCCUUCGUCUCGGACAGUGGACCUCAGUCUUUCGAAGUCGGAGCCUCAUAUGCCAAUACAUCAAAUCUGACAUUCAUGACGGGAAACGAGAAUGGAAUGGAUUACACUGGAAGAUUUGAACACAACAUAGGCGGGCCUCAGGGAAACACAAGCCAGCCAACCGCCAGUACUGAGGGCGUCUUGAGGCUAUCAGAGGAGUUCAAGCAAGACUUUAUCUGGUAGAUGAACAAACGCUGUCUAAAGUUGAACACAUGCGGAUGAGUCUAGUAUAAAAGGUGGUGUUGGCAGUUAGCUAAAACGAAUAGCUAAUGUUCACACUCCGAUCUCUUUCUA
This is a messenger RNA of Boeremia exigua, 929 nucleotides long. RefSeq lists its product as uncharacterized. The transcript is spliced from 4 exons. Gene Ontology annotation, biological process: regulation of DNA-templated transcription. The coding region runs from base 42 to 818 and encodes 258 amino acids. Gene Ontology annotation, molecular function: DNA-binding transcription factor activity, RNA polymerase II-specific; zinc ion binding. The record is from RefSeq and is a predicted model, not a curated record. Lineage: Eukaryota; Fungi; Ascomycota; Dothideomycetes; Pleosporales; Didymellaceae.